AUGGUCACGACCACACAAAGGAUCAACAAACGGCUCGAAAAGGCCAGGAACCAGGCGAGGCAUGCGCUUUACCCUUCUACCGACUCGGACUCUGAGAAUGAGCAGAUUGAUUGGAUCGGUGAGCCAUUGAACAAAGAUACUUUCCUGCGCAGGAAAUCAGGGGACGCCACACGGACCAGCGAGCCAGUGCCAGCACCUACAAGGAGAGCAACUCGUGGAUCAGGGCUUUCCAACAUUCCAUACUACAGAGGCUUCACCAAGGGCGAUACAAACUACAGUCUUGGCGAUAUUGUCCUUCUUAGAAACGAGCAGUAUUCCGGGAAACUGCAUCGUCCACAUGUGGCCCAAAUCUUGUCGCUCUGGGAGACCGAAGAAGGCGCAUUCGAAGGCGAUUUUCGCUGGUUUCAUCAAGAGGAGGAUAUUGAAACGCUGAGAAGGCAUCAGAGGAAGGGCAAUUAUCCGGAGAAUCUUGAGCCAGGCGAGAUCGUUUAUACUCUUGACGAUGAUCAAAAUGAUGUCAGCACAGUCGUCGCCAAGUGCCAGGUCUUAAGUGAGUCUGAGUGGCGACAGAAAUUUGGGGACGGACCGACAACACUUCGCAAGGAGGAGCAAAGUAUGGUAUGGUUUUGUCGGGGGAUGGUUCGGAAGAUGACUGGAUACCACGCGAUCGAAUGGAAGGGUGGCGAAGAGAUGAUGAAGCUGAAGGAGGAGAAGGAGGUACGCUCGAAACGGAAGGCAGCAAUACGUCCAAGUCUAGCGGUCAGUCAGUCUCCGAGAAAACCACCAGCUCCUUCUGCCCUGUCAAAGCCCCAACAAAAGAGUGCCACAUCCUCUUCGAAACGCAAUAAAAAAGCAAGGACAGCGGAUAGCGACAGUGGAAGUGAACCGGAGCUAGAAGAAUCAGAAUCAGAGCCAGAAGACUAUGAGGAGGAUGACAGCGAAAGUGAUGCAAGUCCAAAGCUGAACGCAAAAGCUCCAGCAAGGAGGAAGCCGGCACCAGUAGUUCGAAAGCAAAAGACCUCCGAGCGGCCUGCAAUACUUAGACGGGCAAAAACAUUGGUGGUUCAAACACCAACUACUCAUAGAGCCACUUCAACAGCUGUACCGACGACCGAUUUUGAGCACGCCCGCAAUCGCUUGCAUGUGAAGGCUGUGCCGGACACGCUUCCUUGUCGCGAAGAUGAAUUUCUAGAGAUCCAGGACCACCUUGAAAGUGCAAUCGAAGAAGGCACCGGAAGUUGCAUCUAUAUUUCUGGUGUACCAGGAACCGGAAAGACAGCAACGGUGCAUGAGGUCAUCAGGUCAUUACAGGCAAAGGCUGAGGAAGGGGAGAUAUCGCCUUUCCAGUUUGUGGAGAUUAAUGGCAUGAAGGUUACGGAGCCAUCUUAUGCAUAUGUACUUCUAUGGAUGGCGCUGUCCGAUCAAAAGGUCACAGCAAAUCACGCGCUCCAGCUGCUGGAAAAGCAGUUCAGCACACCGGGACCACGACGAUUGCCAUGUGUUGUCUUAAUGGACGAACUCGACUUAAUGGUCACCGCAAAGCAAACGGUCAUGUAUAACUUCUUUGAGUGGCCCAGCUGGGUGCACUCUCGAUUGAUCGUUGUUGCCGUCGCAAACACGAUGGAUCUGCCUGAACGCAUGCUGUCUAACAAAGUCUCCAGUCGUUUGGGCCUAACUAGAAUCAAUUUCCAGCCGUACACCUACCAGCAACUGGUCACAAUUGUGGAGUCCAGGUUGCAGGGUAUCAAAGCAUUUCGAAAGGAGGCCGUUGAGUUUGCGGCGCGCAAAGUUGGGGCUGUCUCUGGAGAUGCCCGUCGGGCGCUUGACAUUUGCAGGCGAGCUGUAGAGAUCGUAGAGUCCAAUGCCCAAAAGCACGAGGAGCAGCGACAAAAGGCAGCACAACGGAAUCCUCAUGAGAACCUUGGACCACCCGCGGAGCUAGAGCAGGUCACAAUUCGGACAGUGGAUCAAGCCAUCAAGGAAAUGUUUGCCUCGCCCAAUGUUCGGCUUAUUCAAACGGCAUCUCUGCACCAAAAACUAUUUCUCGUUGCACUUACGUCAAGGCUGAGACGCUUGGGUCUGGCGGAAGUGGAGUUUUCGGAGAUUGCUCAUGCGCACCUGCAAAUGUGCCGCUUGCAUAAUAUCGAGCCACCAAUGUUGAGUGAUCUUUCAGCCAUAUGCGCCAGUCUAGGAUCUUCAAGGUGCCUGUUAGUCGAGUCCGGAAAGCAGGACAUACAUCAGCGGGUGCGACUGAGCGUAAGUGAAGAGGACGUAAUUAUGGCGCUAAAGGCAGACCCGCUCUUUAGGCGACUAUUGGACAACCUUCCCUCAACAUCAGCAUCGUAG
Gamsiella multidivaricata is the source of this 2346-nucleotide messenger RNA. RefSeq names its product P-loop containing nucleoside triphosphate hydrolase protein. Gene Ontology annotation, cellular component: nuclear origin of replication recognition complex. NCBI's taxonomy places the organism in Eukaryota, Fungi, Mortierellomycota, Mortierellomycetes, Mortierellales, Mortierellaceae. Gene Ontology annotation, biological process: mitotic DNA replication checkpoint signaling; DNA replication initiation. The record is from RefSeq and is a predicted model, not a curated record. The coding region runs from base 1 to 2346 and encodes 781 amino acids. The transcript has 8 exons. Gene Ontology annotation, molecular function: ATP hydrolysis activity; ATP binding; DNA replication origin binding.